Messenger RNA from Pyricularia grisea, 2148 nucleotides. RefSeq lists its product as uncharacterized. The record is from RefSeq and is a predicted model, not a curated record. The transcript has a single exon. The coding region runs from base 1 to 2148 and encodes 715 amino acids. Lineage: Eukaryota; Fungi; Ascomycota; Sordariomycetes; Magnaporthales; Pyriculariaceae.
AUGGUGUUCGCAUCACUUUUGCCAUCCUCGAAAUUUGGAUCGCGGGCAAGAGCUGGCUCUGUUCAAAGGCCUAGGCUGACGUCGCCGCGCCCAAGCUCCACAAAGACUGCGUCUGCCUCGACCGCCUCCACGUCUACACCGACAAGUUCAGCCCCUGCCGCCCACGGCCAUGAGUUUAUCCUUGACGAAGUCCAACUGCCCUCGAUACCCGACGAGCGACCCGAUCUCCGAGAACUGAACAACUGCCUCGUGGCACUCGCCGUCGUCUUCCCAGACAUCCAGCUCGAUGUAUUCCGAGAGAUGCUCACCAGCUUCGACUGCGAGUCACGUCUCGCUGUGGUCGCCGAUGCACUUGUCAAAAAUCGUGUGGCCUGGGUGAAGGGCCGGUGGAGGUUACCCGACGAUGCCAACAAUACCCCAACCUCAUCAGUAGCAGCAGCAACGCCGCCGACAAAUGCUGAAUCGUUACAGGCCCGCGGUGCGCCACGGAGGAAGCAAGAUGGCCCAGUACCGAUCAAGGAACAAUUCAGGAGUGUCGAAUACAAGGAAGCGGUCAAGUCAUUGGCUCUUUACGAGUUCAAAGGUCUUUCACGUUCUGCCGUGACGGCAGUCUUGGCAGAACACAACUACUCAUACCUUGAGGCGCGAAAUACUCUGAUAGAGGUGUCCUCCAAAUCAUGGCGUUUCACUAUGGCGAACCUGUUCUCAAGAAAGAAAGCCGCUGUCCCGGUGACGGUUGCUGGGGCAGUAGACAGCCACCCGCUUGUCAUCUGGAAAUCCUCUGGAAAGGGCUCUAUCUUGCCUAUGAUCCGGUCCACGGGUAAUGCAGAGCUAGACCAUGAACUUUACUAUGAGCUGGUUGCCCCGCUAAAGGUCAAGGCUAAAGCAGAACAGGAACACAAGGACCGUGUUCUAGCCGUUGUUCUCAACAUGGAGGAGGCAGAGGCUGCUGAUGCCACGCACGAAUGCGCUUGCUGCUUUACCACUGCAACCUUUGAGGAGAUUACGGUCUGCAAUGCAAACGGUCAUGUACUCUGCUUCCGUUGCAUACAACACUCUAUACACGAGGCUGUCUUUGGCCAAGGCUGGCAACGGAGUAUCAACAAGGAGCUGGGCACGCUUCGGUGCCCCGCAGUAGACUCAGAUGAGUGCAGCGGCUGUAUCCCAGCGGAUCAGAUGCACCGAGCAAUGCUCGAGGAAAAGAAUGGGCCUGAAGUCCUGCACCGACUGGAUCAGCGUCUAGCCGAUCAUGGCCUCAUAUCAAGCGGUCUGCCGCUUGUUCGCUGCCCAUUUUGCAAUUAUGCCGAGGUUGAUGAGUUAUACACUCCUUCCCAGGAGCAACAGCUACGUCUCCGUGCGGCUAGUCUCCUUAAGGUCGCUUUCUUAUGUCUUUGUCUGAUAACUGUUCCGUUCCUGCUACCUCUCAUGGUCUUGACCUCUAUCGUAUGCCUUCUCUUCACCUCUCAGCAAGGUUUGGGCGAUCGCCUAAGGAGUGAGUUUGGGAAUGCGUUGACAAGACAUCGUCGACGCCGACGUGGGCUCAAAUUCACAUGCCAAUCGCCGUCUUGCAACAAGACUUCUUGUCUGUCUUGUAGCAAGGCAUGGACCGACAUACACGUUUGUCACGAGUCCGCCCUUGUGGCGUUGCGAACCCAGGUCGAACAGGCCAUGAGCAUGGCCAUUAAACGCGUGUGCCCUCGCUGCAACACAUCAUUCGUCAAGAACGCGGGCUGCAACAAGCUUACGUGUCCAUGCGGCUACAAGAUGUGUUAUGUCUGCCGCAAGGAUAUUGGCGGCAGCGGCGACGGUGACGAUGUUGGUUACCGACACUUUUGUGACCACUUCAGGCCAGAGGGCGAUCCGAGGCCCUGCGACCAGUGCAACAAGUGCAAUUUGUGGGAAACAGAAAACACAGACGCCGUAUUACAAGAAGCUAGAGAUGAGGCAGAACGUAAAUGGCUCGAGGCCGAGGGUCAUGGGCUGAACGGCGCCGAAAAGAAAUUCCUCGAGACCGGCAUUCCUUCGGGACUCUCAUCCUCCCGAGCCAGGAUGAACGGAUUCAGGAUUUGGCCAGAACUUUUCAGCAAGGCGAAAUGGCCAAGUCUAUCAACAGUCUGUGACGCUAUUGUUGAAGGUCUUUUUGUAUGA